Ricinus communis (castor bean) is the source of this 1945-nucleotide messenger RNA. RefSeq names its product probable serine/threonine-protein kinase PBL7. Lineage: Eukaryota; Viridiplantae; Streptophyta; Magnoliopsida; Malpighiales; Euphorbiaceae. Gene Ontology annotation, molecular function: ATP binding; protein kinase activity. The transcript is spliced from 5 exons. Bases 407 to 1726 code for a protein of 439 amino acids. The record is from RefSeq and is a predicted model, not a curated record. Gene Ontology annotation, biological process: protein phosphorylation.
GAUAAAGGCACGCUAGAUUUUGUAUAGGGAAAACCGUGUACGGAAUUAUCCAUUAUAUGAAUUUUGUUUGUUUGUUUCUUGAGAAAAAGCGUGCAAAAUUAACAUCUUCAUGAAACUUGUAUUAAGGAGAGGGUUAAACAACCCAACUGAAAACCCUCUUCCUAAAAACUCUUUCCUUCUUUCUCAUCUUUCCUUUCAACAUUUAUAUUUCCAUUUCUCAACGUAACUCCAUUAAAUUAAAUACCUUCUUUUUGUUAUUAGUUAUCUAGUGCAGUGUGUGUGAUUAAUAAGGUUUUCUUUUCUUUCUUUUUCUUUUUUUGCCAAAUUUUCUUUUGUUUUUCUUUUCUGAUCAUCGAAAGAAAAUCACAUAUACACAUCCAAUUUUGGUUUCGUUGUUAUUUCGGAGAUGGGUCAUUGCCCUUGUUUUGGCAUGUUGAAUAGGAAGAAGCUAAAGCAUGACAUUAUCAAUAAAGAACCAUCUUAUGAAUCAAGAGCAGGAUCAGGAUCGAAAUCAAAACCCAGUUCGGCAUCAAGAUCAAAGUCAAGUUCAGUAUCAAAAGUCACUGCAGAUUUGAGACCGGAACCACCUGUUCCGAGACAUAGAUCAAAUGCAUCUUCUAAUGUGGCUCCAACAUUCACCUAUGAAGAGCUUGCAAUUGCAACAAAUAACUUCAGUCCAACAUCUUUAAUUGGUAGAGGUGGAUUUGGCGCUGUUUAUAAAGGGAAAUUAGAAAGCACUGGUCAGCAGGUUGUAGCUGUUAAGCAGCUAGAUUUAUCAGGUAUUCAAGGAGAAAAGGAGUUUCUGGUGGAAGUUCUAAUGCUCACUCUUAUGCAUCAUCCUAACCUUGUCAAUUUGAUUGGUUUCUGCGCGGAAGGCGAACAACGCCUUCUUAUCUAUGAAUACUUGCCUAUGGGAUCAUUGGAAGAUCACCUUUUCGACGUUCCACCUGAUAUGGAACCUCUUGAUUGGAAUACAAGGAUGAAGAUAGCGGCUGGGGCAGCCAAAGGAUUGGACUACUUGCAUAAUGCAAAUCCUCCUGUUAUAUACAGGGAUUUAAAAGCAUCAAACAUACUGUUGGAUGAAGGAUUCCACCCGAAAUUGUCAGAUUUCGGUCUCGCAAAAUUCGGUCCCACUGGAGAUAAUUCCCAUGUCUCCACUAGGGUCAUGGGUACUUAUGGUUACUGUGCUCCGGAGUAUGCCUCAACUGGAAGAUUGACUAUGAAGACUGACAUUUACAGCUUUGGAGUUGUAUUGUUAGAGCUGAUUACUGGACAUAGAGCAAUUGACGAUAUUAAUGGCCGCCAUAUGCAUCUCAUUCAUUGGGCUCUUCCCUUGAUGAAAGACAGAUGCAAUUACUUAAAGUUAGCAGAUCCAAAACUGAAACGUCAGUUCUCAUUGUCUGUCUUCAACAAGGCUAUAGAGGUAGCAUCAAUCUGUCUCAACGAAAAUGCGAACUUACGACCUUCAACAAGUGACUUGAUGAUUGCCAUGGAUUAUUUGGUUUCACAUAAAUAUGAGCCGAAGGAUGCUAAGAAGGUUAGUGUCAAUUGGCCUGAGAUUGAUUUCCCACCAAGUGUAAAGGCAGUGAUCUUAGAAAAGGAUUUGGAUCGAGACCGUGCAGUGGCAGAGGCUAAGAUGUGGGGUGAGAGUUGGCGAGAAAAGAGAAGACAAAGUCCUCAAAGUAUGUCUAGUGCUAGCAGCAGGUAUCAACAACCGAUUGCAUAAUGCUAAUGAACCUUCACAAGAUAAACAAAAUUUUCCUGCAAUGAAAAUUGAGAAUAUUUUUAGACUUGUUUUAUGAGUUCAAUACCCUUUCCUCAAUCAUUCUAUUUCCCUCCAAAUAUCAGUAGAUUUAGUGUACGAACAAUAGUCUUACAAAAUGAUGCAAAAGAAUUGAAUAGAAUAUGCUGCCUGCUGUUAAAUACUGUAGCUAGUUUAUUAUGA